UCCACCGAAGCUUCGGCUUCUAUUUCCUUUCCGUUUCCGGAAAGCGAAAGAGACCCUCGUCGUCUCCGGCGACCCACCGGCCGCCAUCAUGGUGGAGACUCGCCGGGGCUCCUACUCCUCCGAAGGAGGUGGUGGAAGCAGCGGAGGGGGAGGGGGAGGGAGGGGCGGGAAGCGCGCGGCGGCGUCGACCUCCCCGCCGGCCAAGCGCAGCAAGUCGGAGGCGGAUGCUGAGGCGUCCGCGCCGGAGGUGGAAGCGGGGAAGAGUUCGGGGCCCGCGGAGGUGACGGGAGAGCAGUCGCAGCGGGGGCGGCCGUGGGCGAGGCUGCUGUCGCAGAGCUCGCAGGCUCCUCAUAUUUCUAUCAGUGCCAAUAACUUACUCUUGGAUGACCAAGCUGCUAGAAGAAUUCUAUGCAUAUCGCGGCAUCUUGAGCAAGGAGGUCCAUGUGAGUUACAGGUCACAGGCGAUGGUCAGGUUCUAGUAAAUGGAAAAAAAAUCAACCAAGGCACCAAAGUUCCCCUCACAGGCGGCGAUGAAAUUGUUUUUGGCGGAGGCAGGAAUGCCUAUAUUUUUCAGCAUCCUCUUAGUGAUAAAGUUACUAAAGCAGUGGCGAUUCUUAAGAGUAGUCACUUAGAAAACAGAACAGGUGACAAUUCAGCUGAUGCUGGGGCCACCAUACUAGCAUCUGUGCCUAAUCCUUUGGCAUCAGCUGCGGAGAAUAAUCAGAGAGUAGUAGAAUCUGCUCUUGAAAAUCAAAGCGAUUGUCUCAAUCCAUCAGCCACUUUGUCUCCAAGCGGAUGUCAAACCUUUAAGGAUGGGCUGAAACAAGGAAUUCUUAACCCAAAUGAUAUUGAAGUAACCCUUGAUAAUUUCCCAUAUUAUCUCAGUGAGAAUACAAAGGAGGUACUCUUGUCAUCUGCAUUCAUACACAUGAAAAAGAAGGAGUUCACAAAGCGCUUACAGGAAAUUUCAUCUGUAAAUCAGCGAAUUCUAUUAUCUGGUCCAUCAGGGUCCGAAAUUUAUCAAGAAACAUUGAUAAAGGCCCUUGCAAAGCAUUUUGAUGCUAGAAUUCUCAUAGUUGAUUCUCUUCUGCUGUGUGGUACAUCCUCCAAGUUUCAAGAGUCCCUGAAGGAUAUCAGGGGGGAUGAUGCACCAACUUCUAGUUCAGGAGCUGAUAUUGUGGGGACAUCCUUUCUACAUCCUGCAUCAUUACCAAAACAGGAUUCAUCAAAAGCAACAUCCAACAAAAACACUUUCAGAGAAGGGGAUAGGGUAAAGUAUAUUGGUCAUGGAUCUCUUGGUUCCUUAAAUUUGAUACAGAGGGGCCCAGCACAUGGUUCUCGAGGCAAAGUGAUGCUUGCCUUUGAAAAAAAUAGGUUAUCUAAAGUUGGAGUUAGAUUUAACAAUCAGAUCCCUGAUGGUAAUGAUCUUGGAGGUUUGUGCGAGGAAAAGCAUGGCUUCUUUUGUUGUGCUGGUGAACUUCAGCCAGAAUCUUCUGUUUGUGAAGUUGAUAGCCUUGCUUUAAGCAAGUUAAUUGAGGUCAUUUCAGAAGAAAGCAAAAGCAGCAAUUUGAUUGUGUUACUCAAGGAUGUAGAGAAAUCAUUCAACGAAUAUACAGAAUCACAUGCAUCACUGAGAAGCGAACUUCCACCCGGUGUUCUGAUAAUUGGGUCUCGCACUCAGGCAGAGAAAUGCAAGGAUCAGUCACAUCCUGGAGGAUUUCAAUUUCCUAGACUUCCUAGUGGCCACCAGACACUACUUACCAUUUUCCUGGAUGCCUUGGUAAGUAGGUUGCCUGAAACAAACAGAUGUGCUACAAAGUCAACGGAGCAUCUAAAUGAGCUUUUUCCUAAUGAAAUUUCCAUUGAACUUCCACAGAAUGAAGCACAGCUAUUGGAUCUGAAGAAACAACUAGAUCGUGAUACUAAAACCCUUCUAGCUGAAGCCAAUGCUCGUAAUAUUCAUAAGUUUCUGACCUGCAGAGAAAUUGAAUGCAACGAUCUUGAAGAAUUAUCCAUCAAAGAUCAAUUACUGACUAAUAAAAAUGUGGAUAGGACUGUGGGAUUUGCUCUUAGUUAUCACCUUCAGCAUAACAAACCCAGUUUACCCAAGGAUGGCAAAAUGGUACUUCCGAUUGAAUGCCUCAAGUAUGGAUCCAGUGUAGUACAGAAUACACUCGGUCGAAAUAAGAGCUCAAAGAAUGCACUAGAGGAUGUGAUCACAGAGAAUGAGUUUGAGAAAAAACUUCUGUCAGAUGUUAUCCUACCUAAGGGCAUUGGAGUUACCUUUGAGGACAUUGGAGCCCUGGACAAUGUGAAAGAGACACUGAAGGAGUUGGUGAUGGUCCCUCUACAAAGACCUGAAUUGUUCUCCAAAGGCAAUCUAAGAAAGCCUGUGAAGGGAAUACUGCUCUUUGGACCCCCUGGAACAGGUAAAACAAUGGUUGCAAAAGCAGUAGCUACUGAAGCAGGUGCAAGCUUUAUCCAUGUAUCAAUGUCAAGCAUUACAUCAAAGUGGCUUGGAGAAGUAGAAAAAUAUGUGAAGGCCAUUUUCUCUUUGGCAAGUAAAUUAUCUCCUGCAGUAAUAUUCAUCGAUGAGGUUGAUAGUUUUCUAGGAAAUAGAGAAAAUCCCAGAGAGCACAGCGCAAUGCGCAGGAUGAAAAAUGAGUUUAUGACACAUUGGGAUGGUUUACGUACUAAAGAGCAAGAACGUGUAUUGGUUCUUGGAGCCACAAAUAGACCAUUUGACCUUGAUGAGGCUGUUAUUCGAAGAUUUCCUCGCAGAUUGAUGGUGAGCCUUCCUGAUGCAUCAAAUAGAGAGAAGAUUUUGAAAGUAAUACUAUCCGAAGAAGUGUUGGCAUCAGAUGUGGACCUUGAGUUGCUUGCCAAUAUGACUGAUGGAUAUUCAGGGAGUGACUUGAAGAAUCUGUGUGUGACUGCGGCACUAUACCCCAUUCGUGAAGUCAGGGAGAAGGAAAAAAGGGAGAAGAGUUUGGCGAGAGCUGAAGGUAGGCCUGAACCUCCGUUGUGUGGAUGUGAGGACAUUCGCCCUCUUGGAAUGGAUGACUUUAAGCUUGCCCGUGAUCAGGUGUGUGCUAGCUUUUCACCUGACUCGAUAAACAUGAACGAACUUGAGAAGUGGAACAACCAGUAUGGUGAAGGCGGGUCCAGAAAGAAGGAAACGCUGACCUACUUCAUGUAGGUGAACAUAGGAAACAACACUAUUUGUACAGUUGCUAUACUACCCCCUGGGCAUGUCCUCGCAAUUUGGUGGCAUGCCCAAACCAGUCGGGUUUUUCUCUGCUCCAACAUUAAGGAGAAGCUGCCUCCGACGAUCACCUGUAAUUAGAUUGCAUACCAAAGUAUCUGAGAGUCAAGAUACUUCCCUAUUCUUUUUUCCCCCCUUUCUGCUGCUAUUCUGCGAAUUGGCAAAGGCCUUGUACAUGUAAAGAACAAAGAUAUGGGAAUAAGAUCACCGUCAAUUGGUGCCGAUUUGAUUGAU
Messenger RNA from Phragmites australis (common reed), 3499 nucleotides. RefSeq lists its product as uncharacterized. The transcript is spliced from 27 exons. The record is from RefSeq and is a predicted model, not a curated record. Gene Ontology annotation, molecular function: protein binding; ATP binding; ATP hydrolysis activity. Bases 89 to 3199 code for a protein of 1036 amino acids. Gene Ontology annotation, cellular component: mitochondrial outer membrane. Lineage: Eukaryota; Viridiplantae; Streptophyta; Magnoliopsida; Poales; Poaceae.